Salvelinus fontinalis (brook trout) is the source of this 3199-nucleotide messenger RNA. Its product is annotated as stress-70 protein, mitochondrial. Gene Ontology annotation, molecular function: ATP hydrolysis activity; ATP binding; misfolded protein binding. Gene Ontology annotation, cellular component: mitochondrion; cytoplasm. The record is from RefSeq and is a predicted model, not a curated record. Lineage: Eukaryota; Metazoa; Chordata; Actinopteri; Salmoniformes; Salmonidae. Gene Ontology annotation, biological process: protein refolding; cellular response to unfolded protein. The coding region runs from base 249 to 2306 and encodes 685 amino acids. The transcript has 17 exons.
UGCAUGGAGCAACUCAUGUGUCAGUUAAUUCGAGAAAUUCGGAAGUUCAACUGCAUAGUUGGAGAGCAGUCGUGCUGCCUUACCGGUUCUGACAGGCUAAAUAUAUUCCUAGAUUUGUCGUGGAAAUUACAUCUCUCCAACGAAAUAAGAUAUCUAUACCUGGUCCUCGCUAAAAUCUCAACAGUUUGGAUUUGAUCAUUGCGGCCUCCAUUUUAAAGCCAACUAGCUUGCUACCAGAAUUGUCAAAAAUGUUAAGUGUUGCAAGAACAGCUUCAAGGUCUCUCCCCUCUCCGAACUGCUCAAGAAGCGUGUCCUCCUUGAUAAAGAAGGCUUGCUGGAAUGGAUUCCAACAAGAUGCUUUCAGAGCGAUGUCCAGACGUGACUAUGCAUCGGAGGCGAUCAAAGGAUCCGUGAUUGGAAUUGACCUGGGAACUACAAACUCCUGUGUGGCAGUCAUGGAGGGCAAACAAGCAAAGGUACUGGAGAAUGCAGAGGGAGCAAGGACAACUCCUUCAGUGGUGGCCUUCACAGCUGAUGGGGAGAGACUGGUGGGCAUGCCAGCUAAAAGACAGGCAGUCACCAACCCUAACAACACCCUCUAUGCCACCAAGCGUCUCAUCGGUCGCCGUUACGAUGACGCAGAGGUUCAGAAGGACCUGAAGAACGUGCCCUACAAAAUUGUCCGUGCUUCCAAUGGUGAUGCCUGGGUGGAGGCCCACGGAAAGCUAUACUCCCCCAGCCAGGUCGGUGCCUUUGUGCUGAUGAAGAUGAAGGAGACGGCAGAGAACUACAUGGGUCACAAUGUGAAGAAUGCCGUUGUUACCGUGCCAGCCUACUUCAAUGACUCCCAGAGACAGGCCACAAAGGAUGCUGGUCAGAUUGCUGGGCUGAAUGUGCUGCGAGUCAUCAAUGAGCCCACUGCUGCUGCUCUGGCCUAUGGUUUGGACAAGACUCAGGACAGAAUCAUCGCAGUCUAUGACCUGGGAGGUGGCACCUUUGACAUCUCUGUCCUGGAGAUCCAGAAGGGUGUGUUUGAGGUGAAGUCCACCAACGGAGACACCUUUUUGGGUGGAGAGGACUUUGACCAGCACCUACUAACCCACAUUGUGAAGGAGUUCAAGCGAGAGUCUGGAGUUGAUCUGACCAAAGACAGCAUGGCUCUGCAGCGAGUGAGGGAGGCAGCUGAGAAAGCCAAAUGUGAACUGUCAUCAUCCCUGCAGACCGACAUUAACCUGCCCUACCUGACCAUGGAUGCCUCUGGCCCCAAGCACUUGAACAUGAAGAUGACCCGCUCCCAGUUUGAGGGCAUCGUGUCUGACCUGAUCCGCAGGACAGUGGCCCCCUGCCAGAAGGCCAUGCAGGAUGCAGAGGUCUCCAAGGGGGACAUCGGCGAGGUGCUUCUGGUCGGUGGUAUGUCUCGGAUGCCCAAGGUCCAGCAGACAGUCCAGGACCUGUUUGGCCGUGCCCCCAGCAAGUCAGUCAACCCAGACGAGGCUGUGGCCAUUGGAGCUGCCAUCCAGGGAGGUGUGCUGGCUGGAGAUGUUACUGAUGUGCUCCUUCUGGAUGUCACGCCCCUGUCUCUUGGUAUUGAGACCCUUGGAGGGGUGUUCACCAAACUUAUCAACAGGAACACAACCAUUCCCACCAAGAAGGGCCAGGUGUUCUCUACAGCAGCUGAUGGCCAGACCCAGGUGGAGAUCAAAGUAUGCCAGGGAGAAAGAGAGAUGGCAGCAGAUAACAAGAUCCUGGGACAGUUCACUCUGGUUGGAAUACCACCUGCCCCACGUGGAGUACCUCAGAUCGAGGUCUGCUUCGACAUUGACGCCAACGGAAUCGUGCACGUGUCUGCCAAAGACAAAGGCACAGGCCGUGAACAGCAGAUUGUUAUCCAGUCCUCCGGUGGCCUCAGCAAGGAUGACAUUGAGAACAUGGUUAAGAAUGCAGAGAAGUACGCCGAGGAGGACAGGAGGCGAAAGGACCGUGUGGAGGCUGUUAACCAGGCCGAGGGCAUCGUCCAUGACACUGAGUCCAAGAUGGAAGAGUUCAAGGAUCAGCUCCCUGCUGAUGAGUGCAACAAACUGAAGGAAGAGAUUACCAAAGUGAGAGACUUGCUGUCACGGAAGGACGAAGAGACUGGCGAGAAUAUCAAACAGGCUGCCACCACCCUCCAGCAGGCAUCACUCAAACUCUUUGAAAUUGCUUACAAGAAGAUGGCAUCAGAGAGGGAAGGCAGCAGCGGCAACAGCUCUGGAUCAUCAUCAUCGUCUGAAGGUGGAGCUGGAGAGAAGAAGGAAGGCCAGCAGUAAAACCUUUGCGAUUGUCAUGGAGACAAUGGGAACAUGAACUGUUGAGCUUGGGAGCGUAGACGUGUUCUGAACGGCGGCUAUUGCCUUCAAGUCAUUCUCACAUACUGUGUUUUUGCAGUAAAAUAUACAGUAUAAUAAUGUAUGUUCUUCCACCCCUUUGUAAUUGUCAAAAACAAUAUAUCCUGUCCAUUUUAAAGACAUUUAUUUGCAUCUGUGUUAAUAGCAAUUAUUUGUUUGUCGUACCGUGAUGCCAUUUGGGUUUAAUUUGUACAUGUAGCUCUGCUUCUUGCCGGUCAACUGACGACUCCAGUGGAAAUGCAAUAAAGAAGCUUGAAUAUUCUCUAGCUUCAUCCUGUUUUAUCAAGUCUAUCUACUCUAUGAAAACAGUUAGAGUAUAUAUGUACAGUGAUAUGAGUAAAACCACAUAGGUAUGGUUAAAGAUGUAUCAUUUUAUUUCUGUUAGACAUUUGAAUCCUUAAAUGCUGAUAUUCCUUUCAGUACAGAGGAGCCCCGAGUUGGCUCAUUCUUCUUGACAUUAUCAUGGGUCUGAACUGGGAGAGACUACUUUGCAUACAAAGAAACAUCUACAUAUGAUACAUGUUUUUACAUUGGUAAUGUGGACUAUACCAAUGAGUGUAAUUGGAUGAGGAUGCACAUUAGUAACAUUCUUAACAAAGUAAGAUGUGUAAGUCAUUCCCCCAGAGAUUUUGUUUUGCCAUAAACUGUUCUGUGUGAAAUGCUGCCAUCAGACAAAGUUGACAGCAGUGGAAGAGGUAAAAAUAAAGUCUGUGGUGGGUUUGUGAGCCUGGAGGUUGUUUGGGGAAUAUAUUUGAGUGAAAAUGUGGGGUCUCAUUUACCGUUGCUCAUUUUUCUAAUAAAAUUCUAAAUUUCAA